Penicillium antarcticum is the source of this 327-nucleotide messenger RNA. RefSeq lists its product as uncharacterized. Lineage: Eukaryota; Fungi; Ascomycota; Eurotiomycetes; Eurotiales; Aspergillaceae. The transcript has 3 exons. The coding region runs from base 1 to 327 and encodes 108 amino acids. The record is from RefSeq and is a predicted model, not a curated record.
AUGAACGGUGGGAUUCCGACUGUUAUCGGUGCCACCGGCACUCAGGGUGGCUCUGUUGUUGCCGCGGCGUUAUCAUCUGGAAACUACAAGAUCCGUGUUGUGACUCGUGCUAUCAAUAGCGACACAUCAAAAGUAUUGAUGUUGAAUGGUGUCGUGGUGGUCGUAGCUGACUGGAAUGACGAACAGAGCCUUGUCAAAACUUCCGAGGGGUCAUACGCCAUCUACGUCGAGACUGACUUCUGGGAUAGCUUCGUGACUCAAAGCAUCGAAGACACUAUCGAGCUGGAAGCGAAGCAGGGAAUAAACAUGGGGAAAGCGGCUGCUUAG